Messenger RNA from Suncus etruscus (white-toothed pygmy shrew), 2039 nucleotides. RefSeq names its product solute carrier family 22 member 8 (gene SLC22A8). Bases 84 to 1715 code for a protein of 543 amino acids. The record is from RefSeq and is a predicted model, not a curated record. NCBI's taxonomy places the organism in Eukaryota, Metazoa, Chordata, Mammalia, Eulipotyphla, Soricidae. The transcript is spliced from 11 exons. Gene Ontology annotation, molecular function: transmembrane transporter activity. Gene Ontology annotation, biological process: transmembrane transport. Gene Ontology annotation, cellular component: membrane.
GCUGCCGGAGCUCGGCCAGACCGAAGGAGCAGCGUCGCUUCCACCCACCAGCCCAGCAGCAGGUGACCCCCUGCUCCCCCACCAUGACCUUCUCGGAGCUCGUGGACCGCGUGGGCAGCAUGGGCCCCUUCCAGCUCCUCAAUAUGCUGCUGCUCGGCCUCCCCAUCCUGGGCAUGGCCAACCACAACCUGCUGCAGAUCUUCACGGCCGCCACCCCCGCCCACCACUGCCGCCCGCCCCCCAAUGCCUCCUCCGGGCCCUGGCUGCUGCCCACGGGCCUCCACGGCCAGCCUGAGCCGUGCCUCCGUUUCGUGCAUCUGCCCAACGCCAGCCUCUCCAACGGCACCCAGGGGCCCACCGAGCCCUGCCUGGACGGCUGGGUAUACGAUGUUAACAGCCGGGGCUCCAUCGUGAUCGAGUGGGAUUUGGUGUGCAACUCCAAUAAACUGAAGGAGAUGGCCCAGUCGACCUUCAUGGCGGGCGUCCUGGUUGGAGGACUAGUGCUUGGAGACUUAUCAGACAGGUUUGGCCGAAAGCCCAUCCUGACCUGGAGUUACCUGCUGCUGGCUGCGGGGGGGUCCGGCGCCGCCUUCAGCCCCAGCCUGCCCGUCUACAUGGCCUUCCGCUUCCUGUGUGGCUGUGGCAUCUCAGGGAUUACCCUGAGCACUGUGAUCUUGAAUGUGGAGUGGGUGUCUACCCGAAUGCGGGCUAUCAUGUCCACGGCCAUUGGCUACUUCUACACCGUGGGCCAGUUCAUUCUGCCUGGCCUGGCUUACGUGAUCACCCAGUGGCGCUGGCUCCAGUUGGCUGUGUCCAUCCCAUACUUCAUCUUCUUCCUGCUGUCCUGGUGGGUCCCAGAGUCGGUUCGCUGGCUGGUGCUGUCUGGAAGCUCGAUGAAGGCCCUGAAGACAUUGCGCUGGGUGGCGGCCUUCAAUGGCAAAAAGGAGGAGGGAGAAAAACUCAGCCUGGAGGAACUGAAACUCAACCUACAAAAGGAGAUUUCCUUGGCCAAGGCCAAAUAUGGCGUGACAGACCUGAUCCGGACCCCCAUCCUGCGCCGUGUGACCCUCUGUCUUUCCCUGGCCUGGUUUGCCACUGGUUUCGCCUACUACAGUCUUGCUAUGAGCGUGCAAGAAUUUGGAGUCAAUCUCUACCUGCUUCAGGUCAUCUUCGGAGGGGUUGACAUCCCUUUCAAGUUCAUCACCAUCCUCACCAUGAGCUAUCUGGGCCGCCACAUCACCCAGGCCACUGCUCUCCUCCUGGCAGGAGCGUCCAUCCUGGCUCUCACUUUUGUGCCCUCUGACAUCCAGACCCUGAGGACAGUCCUGGCUGUGUUUGGGAAAGGGUGUUUAUCCAGCUCCUUCAGCUGCCUCUUCCUCUACACCAGCGAGCUAUACCCAACAGUCAUCCGGCAAACAGGCCUGGGCAUCAGUAAUUUGUGGACCCGCAUCGGUAGCAUGAUGGCCCCCCUAGUGAAAAUCACAGGGGAGCUGCAACCCUCCAUCCCCAACAUCAUUUUCGGCACGGUUGCCAUCCUGGGCGGAAGUGCUGCCAUCUUCCUACCGGAGACCCUCAACCGGCCCUUGCCAGAGACCAUUGAAGACGUGGAAAAUUGGUCCCUACAGGCCAAGAAGUCAUUGCAGGAGCCUGAGGCAGAAAAAACUUUCCAGAGGAUUCCUCUCCAGCCUUCUGAGCCAGGAAUGAGCUCCAGCUGAUGGCCACAGGGUACCCCCAACUUUCUCUGCCCUCCAGAGACUAAUCUCAGUCAGGCCUUUCUGCCUCGAGCCUAAUUUAUAGGUGUCUGGAAGAUUCCAAACUCUUUGAAAAAAAGUCUUCUGAGAGUUGGAUGAAGGCAAAUCCUCCAGCAAUAGCACCGGGUACCCAGCCCAGCUCUAGCCAGCUCCAUGGCUCAAUCACAGGCCAGACUUCUUGCCUUCAUGCUCCCCACACCCCCAAACCCUGCUGUUGUUCUAUCCAGACUUUCCCUCUCCGGCCACCUUCCUUUAUAAUUCCAUUUCCCCCUUGCUCUAAGACUCUCU